This is a messenger RNA of Pseudomassariella vexata, 2859 nucleotides long. RefSeq names its product P-loop containing nucleoside triphosphate hydrolase protein. Bases 322 to 2604 code for a protein of 760 amino acids. Gene Ontology annotation, molecular function: GTP binding; GTPase activity; microtubule binding. Gene Ontology annotation, cellular component: cytoplasm; membrane; microtubule. The record is from RefSeq and is a predicted model, not a curated record. NCBI's taxonomy places the organism in Eukaryota, Fungi, Ascomycota, Sordariomycetes, Amphisphaeriales, Pseudomassariaceae. The transcript has 3 exons.
UCAUCAUCUGCAUAGUUACUAAAUACCGGGCUUCCACAUAGAUUCAACUGCAGUAGAGAAUGGCAAGCAUCUAAUUGGCCAACGUUGACCAACUACAUGCAGCAACGUUUUGUCUGUCAAAACAUGGAUGGCCUCCCGCAUACUGUAUGGCUGCCUGAUCGACACAUUCACUUCUUAAAGAUGAUCUCUACUUCGAAGUUCUUAUAUUUCCAACGUUCCUUAUAAUUCCACUCUCAGCAGUCUCAAGUUCAAAAUCAAAUUACUUUCAUGCAAACCUACACUUAAUAUCGGAUAAACUACACCUUGACCCAGCAAUCCAAGAUGACAGAAUCUUCAGUUGUCCCUCUCCAGUCCAAGGACCAUAAGGCUCUGCUGGACAUCAUCGACAAACUACGUUCCAGAGGAAUCAACCACUACGUGGACCUACCGCAGAUUGUAGUUUGCGGCGACCAGUCAUCUGGCAAGAGCUCAGUGCUGCAAGCAAUCUCACGCUUCUCCUUUCCCACCAAGGACAACCUCUGCACCCGAUUCGCAACAGAACUUGUUCUCCGUCACACCGACAAAGGCUCCGAAGAGAAGUGCAGCGUCUCAAUUCACCCCGGCAGCGACCGUUCGCCUGAGGAGAGAAAUAGACUGGAAUCGUUCCUGCACUCGGAGAUACCCGAACAACGGAACAUUGGUCUACUUGUCGACAAGGCUAAGGAUUUCAUGGGUCUUAAUGGCGACCAGAGCAAGACGUUCAGUAACGAUGUUCUCCGCAUCGAACUGUCGGGCCCAGACCAGCCGCACUUAACCAUCGUCGACUUACCAGGGCUGUUCCGCGCCGGCAACCGAGAGCAGUCGUCCGAGGAUGCUGCUGUUGUGCGAUCUCUGGUGCGAUCCUACAUGAAAAAUCGUCGCAGCAUCAUCCUAGCCGUGGUCUCUGCGAAGAAUGACUUCGCUUUGCAGGAAGUCACCCGAUACGCCCGAGAGAUCGACCCUCAGGGCCAGCGGACCAUGGGCCUCAUCACCAAACCCGAUGCACUGGAUGUCGGAUCUGACAGCGAGCGUGCCUACGUUGAGUUGGCGCAGAAUCGUGAUGUCAAAUUCCGUCUGGGCUGGCACGUUGUGCGAAACCGGGACUUCUACUCUCGGGAUGCAACGAAUGAGGCGCGGGACCAGGCCGAGGCUGAAUUCUUGUCUCGCGGCGUCUGGGCCGACAUUCCCCGAAACCAUAAAGGAGCCGCUUCUUUACAGGUGCGGCUGAGCGACGUAUUAAAGGAUCUCAUUCUCGACCAGCUCCACGUUGUCAUGGAAGACAUCGAGAAUGGAAUCAAAGAUUGCUCGAACCGACUUGAGAAGGUAGGGACCGCAAGGGGCACGGUUGAAGAGCAGCGCAAGUACCUUCUGCAUACGAGCCACCUAUUCUCCAGUCUCCUGCAGGCCGCUGUGGAUGGGGUGUACCGAGACAAUUUCUUUGGAAACGCGCGCGAGGGCGAAGGCUACCGCAAGCGGCUCAGGGCGGUGGUGCAAAAUACCUUGACGGACUUCUCUGAGUGCAUGCGUAAACGCGGACAGGCGAGACGCAUCGUCGUUGAUGACGCCGAAGAAGCCGAUGAACAUACCACUCCUAACACUAUCCGGAGGCAGCAUUACUUGAUGGAAGUCAAGGAACUGAUGAGGAGGACCAGAGGAUGCGAACUACCUGGGACCUAUAACCCUCUCAUCAUAGGAGACCUUUUCCAUGAACAGUGCCAGCCGUGGAAGAAGUGGAUCGAGGAAUACUCUGGUCGGAUCAUGAAGGAGGUGGACUACUCGAUAACUGCCGUCUUGGCUCACGUGGUGGACGAGAUUACCGGAGCUGAGCUGUGGGCCGAGCUUCUGAGCCCAGGUCUUGACAAGUUGAAGGAGAAGUUCCAUGUCAAGGUCGCCGAGAUACUGGCACCGCAUGAGUCUGGACAUCCCAUCACGUACAAUCAUUACAUGGUGAACAACUUCCAGACAGCACUAGCACGGCAUCGCAGAGAUGACAUAGAACGGAGACUCAGGGCCUCGAGCCAAGUAAAUAGCGACAACGGACGUGUUUUCGGGAGUCUGGAAACCAUUCUCGAUGCCGUGGCGAGAGACACGGAAGCUGACAUGGAGACAUUUGCGUGUUCCACAGCGACUGAUAUGAUGGAGGCUUACUAUAAAGUGGCAUUGAAGAACGUGGUGGACAACUUUGCCAGACUGGCAGUUGAAGCUUGUCUAGUUGCCAAAAUACCCUCUUUAUUCACCCCAGACAUUGUGUUUGGCCUGAGCGAUGAGGAUGUCCAGCGAAUCGCCACUGAAAACGAAGAUAUUGUUUUUGAGAGGACAACCCUGACAGAGAAGUUGGAAGUUCUCACCGACAGUCUGAGAGACCUGAAGCUCUUCAGCAGGCAUCAUCAGACCGCGCCUACAACGUAUGCACCGUCUGCCUCCGAGCGGCUCUCUUCCAGGUCCUCUUCCCGGGAAACCAAGUACAGCCGGUCCCGAUCGAGCUCAGAAAGGUCGUCGUAUCCUGUACCGGUGGAGAUAUGCUGUGAGGAGGCUGGGGUGGAAAUUUAUUCGCCUCCUGCGCCACGUGUUGCGUCUUUCAGAUAACUGGUUCUAGAGAGUUAUAGCACCGAAGAUGAAAAAGUGCAACAAGGGCAGGAAGCAUAGGCCUGUCUCUAGCUGUCCCUAUUCCCCUGUUGAGGUUGCUGUAGGCUGUGAUGGUAUGGAAGCCUGAUGGGAUAGAUAGGCAAAUGAUAAAUAUGGAUUUGUAAACUAUGUAUGAGCUGGAACCGUAAAGCACAAAAGAACAUUUAGGGUAAAUGCAGCGCAAGGAGGAAAUUAAUGAUGUCGCCAACCGUAGGC